AACGUGCAUAAUUCCUUCCGCCGUCGUGAAUCUAUCCCCCGACGCCAACCAGUUCGUCCCCCCGUACUUUUUCGUCCACGUCCACCCACGAAUUAAAUCAACAGUGGCGGUCCGGGACGACGCAAAUAUCCGUCGCCGAACGAUGGACGCGUGUGUGUGGUGUUAAUUGUGCUAAAAACUUUUAUGUAACGAACAUUUUGCGACGUUUAAAAAUACCGAAUUUUUCGAAAAAGCGCCGCACAACCGAAUUUCCUGAAAUCCAUCUAUUUUCGUGUGGCGGUUUUUUCGCCCGCCGUAUCCGUGACUCACGUCGCCAACAGAACGAACGGUCAACGUAGAUUUUGAAUGAGCAUUUAAAAAUAAUUUUCCAAUACGUUUUUAUUAUUGUUGCCGUUUUUAUUUCGGCGUGCGGACUUCGUGCCCGCGAAACCGUCCCACGACUGACGUGAAGUCAGUUUCAUUCGGGCCAAUGCAAAUAGUAAUUUUGUACCUGACGAUCCGAACCGAUCCGCGUUGACCAAUGAAAACGCUAAUUUUAACUUCAAAGUUUCUAGGAUGCAUUUUUUGUUCCAAACAAAGUAAAAAAGGCGUAAAAUGCGGGCAAAGUGGUUGCAAGUGUGUGAAACUAUGUCUGUGAACGGUUGUGUUGUUUUAUAGUACUUGUUUAUUGUGGAAACUCUGUUUACUGUCGUUUUUUGAUUGAUGUUGUAACUCGAAAAGUCGCUUGGCCAAAAUGGACGUAGUUAACGCUCAAAUUAAGUCGCAAAGUUCAAUAUGCAGCGAAUCGACAGCGGACGAAGCCCCAUCCCGUACUGCUUCGACCAUAUUGGACCGACGGAUAUGCUUGGUAGGCGAUUUACAAAAUGACGUUCCAUUACGUAGGGCUGCUGACACAUUUGAUGUACCUGUUGUGACAUCCAACGAUGGAAGGGAAUACAUUGAUGGAAGCUUUAGCACGGUGUUCGUCGUCAAGGAAUUCGAAGGCGACAUUUUCACAUAUCUGUCCAGGGCCAAGCAAUGCAUCCUUGGACCACCUGCCCUCCAACAACUUGCCCAACAAGAGAAACCUCUUCCAUGCAACACACGGCCACUUUAUAACCUGGCCAUGAACGGUGUUGUUUUAUGUUUGACUGGAUUUAAAGUUAAAGAUGAAUUGCAAAAAUUAGUUCCUUUAAUUCAUCAUAUGGGAGGUUCAAUACGAAAAGAUGUAUCUGAAAAAGUGACACAUUUAAUUGCAAACGUCGUCGGUGGAGAGAAGUACAUUUACGCCAAAACAUUCAGGGUUCCCACCAUGAAUCGUCAGUGGGUAUACGAUAGUUGGGAGCGGCGUAAUGAUUUAGAUUUUAGAGCCACCCAAGACAAAAUUAUAAAUGAACAUAAACUGAAUGUCUUCCACGGCGUGAAGGUGUGUUUCUUUGGGUUCGCCGGCGAUGAAGAGAGGCACAUGACUGAAGUACUGAUUGAAAAUGGGGGCACUGCAACUACAACAGAUGAUCCAAGUUGUACCCAUGUGGUAAUGGAACAGUCAGAAGUCUUCACACUGGAGCCAACCAGUGGACCGCUUUCCCCUAAACCCAAACCUCCCGAACCCGUCGCCUCCCCAGUCCCCGUCCAAAAUACCCGCACCCCCAGUCAGUUGAAUAGCUGUUGCAUUACCGGCAUGUUUUCCAGCAAAACACAAACAAUGUCAUGUCUCGAAACGCUGAAAGAAACGUCGCAAGACGAGCUGUCCAACGGCAUGGACAGCAUGUGUUUCGAACAGUCGUUUGACCUGAACUCCACGCACGCGGGCUACAGAAAACGUAAAUUUCCGUCGCCCGAACAGUCGAGCGUGAACGCAAAACGAAAGCGCGACAAAAGCUACAGCGAGAAACGCAAAAAGGUCACCGAAUUCUUUAAAACACCAAUAAACCUGUUCUCGAACCGACGUCGUACAAUCGACGCCACCAGCUUCAGCCAAAGCAUGAACGACAGCGUUCUCUCGAGCUCGGGCGUGUUCAACGUCGAAACGGUCCAAAACUUGAGCUGUUACAACGACGACACGCCGCGCGGCGUCAAACGACUGAAAAAGAGUCUGUUCAACCGAACGUUCAGCUCGUCGAAAUUUUUACGCAGUUCUAAGAACAAAAAGUGCGAUCUGAACGCCACAAGGUUGUCGUUCGGCGAGGCGGAAGAGCCCGACGGCGCCGACAAGAUUAAUGCCAGCUGUUUCCCUGACUUUUCCCUGAACACGAAUCACCAUCACACCCUCCACGGUCGUCACCCCUCCCAUAGCGAAUCUAACGAAGUUAAAGUAAAGGCCGCCCGAGGGAUCUCUGCAUCAUCGGUUGUGGACGAACAGCAGGGACGGGGCGAGAGGCCGGGCGGAUUCGGCGGUCGCGCCCAUAUCGUCAGGGCCGAGUGGUUCUGGACGUCGGUGCAGAAGGAAUACUGUCUCGAAGAGACGGACUACAUAGUGGACGAACAGAUCGACAAUGUUUUAUCGCCAAAUGCGCGACGUGACUCCAACCUGGCUACGACUCCUGGAAGUCAUAGCCGACGGAAGCGGAAACGGCUGCAGAACGAGAUUCUAUCGUCGUUGGCACACGACCAUCAGUCACCAUCGCUCCAUAAACGACGUUCGUCUAUCAGCGAUGCCGGUCUGCUGUCGUGUUCCGGUUCCUUCCUGGACUUUACCCACAGCCCGGACGCAUCAGGCGCGGCUGGCGCCGAACCGCCCGUCCCCGAAACGCCUAAAAAACAGCUCACCGCCCGUCACCAGGUGUUCCUCGAGCUGGUGCACACGGAGAGGAACUACGUCGGCAUCCUCGAAACCAUCCUCAACUUGUUUAAGAAAGAGCUGGAGGAGAUGCCGGACGACACCGCACUCCUGAACAACACGGAACUGAACCUAAUCUUCGGUAAACUGCCUCUGAUCUACGAGGCCCAUUCGCUAAUGUUCAAGGAGUUCGAGUUUUACCUAAACUCUUGGACGGAGGAGGCCAAGAUCGGCGACACGAUCGUCAAGUUCUCAACGAAUUUGCUGAAGGCUUAUCCGCCGUUCAUCAACAAUUUCGAGGUGAUGAAGGAGACGAUUGACAGCUGCGACAAUCGGUACCCGCGCUUCCACGCUUUCCUCAGAGCGAAGCUGACCAAACCGGAAUGUGGCCGACAGAGCUUGCAGGAAUUAUUGAUCAGGCCCGUUCAGCGACUGGGCAGCAUCAGUUUGUUACUCAAUGACAUUUUAAAGCACACCCCGAAGACAAACCCCGAUCAUGCCUCUCUCGAACAGGCUCUAGCAGCCCUGAGAGAAGUAAUGACUCACAUAAACGAGGACAAACGGAAAGCGGAAUGUCAAGUGAAGAUUUUUACGAUCUUCAACGAAAUCGACAAUUGCCCUCCCGAAAUAGUGUCCUCACACAGAAACUUCGUGGCGAAGACGGAGGUCAUUGUGGUCAGCACGUCCGACGGUCUGGCGAGCAAGGGCAGCAAUCUGGUCCUGUUCCUGUUCUCCGAUCGGCUGGAGGUGUGCAAGAAGAAGUCGAAGGCGUUCAACAGCUUGAAAAGUCCAAGCACAGUGAACAACCUUCCGACCAAAGCUCUCUCCAAGUACAAACAUAUCAAAUUGUUGUCGCUGAACGCGAUCAAACGGGUCCUCGACAUGAGGGAGUCGGACCAUUGCGAGAACGUGUUCGGUCUUGUGUGCAGGCACAACGACGAAGUGAAGGAGCAGCUGUACUCGUUCCGGGUCGUGGUGAACGACGACUCGGACCGGGAGGCGGGCAAGACCGACGACCUCAACUACCUGGACAAGCCUGAUUUCGUGCGGACGCUCACCAGGCAAAUGGCGAACAACGCUUGCACGGCCGAUGCAGACCAGUUUUUGGCCUAUAUCGACCCGCAGCAGCUUGACAUCGACACCACCGACCUGAACAACGGCACGCUCUCGAAGGCGUUCAAGUUCGCGACGAGAACGCGCCUGAAGGUCGGACGUGCCUUCUCGUUCAACAAAACGCCAUCGAAGCUGAAGCGGGCCGUCAGUUCGAUGAUGUCGCCGUUUGGCAGUUCCACCAAUCUGACGCCUGCGUCGCAACUUGCCCAAAUGAAGCUGGCCAGCUAUACGAACAUCAACAUGCGUCGUGAAUCUAAAAUGUUCUAUCUGAUGAACGCUUUGAACCUCUUAUAGCUCUUGCUUCUGCUUUUGUUACUAUUUUUGUUUUCUAAUUUACAUUCAAUGUGAAUAAUUUGGCUUUACUUUAUAUAAAAUUUACGUUUCUAUUUAUAAUUUUAUAAAGAAUAUAUAUUUUUAUUAUGAUUUUCGAUUGUGAUAAGUUAAAUGAGAUUAUUGAAGACAAUGUUGCAUGCUUACUUUAUGGUUUCGAAUAAAUUAAUUUUAAGCUGCAAUGAAUUGUUUUAUUUAACAACCAUCAGUGCCUGUUCAUUUUCCAUUUUUUUCAUCUGUUUUGUCAUACCGUUUUUCGUUUGUGUGUUAACAUUGUCAUGUUUAUCAGAUUCAUAUUUUCAUUCUCAUAUCUAAAUCGUAUCCUAAAUUUCCAACUGUUUUACUGUUUUUCGUUUGUGUGCUCAC
Molecule: messenger RNA, 4567 nt
Organism: Aethina tumida (small hive beetle)
Lineage: Eukaryota; Metazoa; Arthropoda; Insecta; Coleoptera; Nitidulidae
Product: protein ECT2
Exons: 12
Coding region: 734-4165 (1143 amino acids)
Biological process (GO): nervous system development; intracellular signal transduction; activation of GTPase activity
Cellular component (GO): cell cortex; nucleus
Molecular function (GO): guanyl-nucleotide exchange factor activity; GTPase activator activity
Source: RefSeq, a predicted model, not a curated record